CCAAGCAAAAAAUAUUUCUAGAUAUUAUAUAAUGCUAAAUGACGAAUAUAUUCACUACAAACAUUCCAAAAUUCCAAGUGUAAACCGAGGCUAUUCUUGUCUUUUCACAAACACAUAAACGUGACUGACCGUACAUACAUGGAUUCAUUGACUGUUGAAAAUAUCACACGUCAUCUUGUAAAACCCCUUAAGAAGUUCAAAACUACGUCGUUUCGUUUAUAUAAAAAGAGAAGUUGAAAUACUAUAUCAUUUACGUGAUCGUACCUGUUGAAAGUAUCACACGUCUUCUUCUCAAACUGUAUAUAUAACCGUUCAGUCCCACAUCGACACAUCACAACAAAUCACAAAACCCUCUAAUAAAACGCCAUACUAAAACUACGUCGUUUCAUAUCCCAAUACUACUAUGCAGAAGAGUGAGUCAACUUCGUCGUUAGGGCCAGGAGGCCUCGACCUAUCAAAUGCCUUCUUCAGACCAAUCCACAGCGCCGCCCCACCUUCCCCAACCAAACGCCACACCAAGAUCUCCGUCAUCGGCGCCGGUAACGUAGGCAUGGCUAUAGCACAAACUAUCCUCACCCAAGAUCUCGCCGACGAACUAGUCCUCGUCGAUGCAAAACCCGAUAAGUUACGAGGCGAGAUGUUAGAUCUUCAACACGCUGCAGCUUUUCUCCCGAGGACGAAGAUCAUCGCCUCCGUCGAUUACUCCGUCACCGUCGGAUCCGAUCUAUGUAUUGUCACUGCCGGUGCACGCCAGAUCCCCGGUGAAUCGAGGCUGAAUUUGCUUCAGAGGAACGUUGCUCUGUUUCGGCACAUCAUACCUCCGCUGGCGAAAUUCUCGCCGGAAACUAUUCUGUUGAUCGUAUCUAAUCCCGUCGAUGUUUUGACUUAUGUGUCUUGGAAGUUAUCAGGGUUUCCUUCGAAUCGGGUUAUCGGGUCGGGUACGAAUCUGGACUCUUCUCGGUUUCGGUUUCUCAUCGCCGAUCAUCUAGAUGUUAAUGCUCAAGAUGUCCAGGCUUACAUAAUUGGAGAACAUGGGGACAGUUCAGUAGCACUAUGGUCAAGUAUAAGCGUAGGAGGAGUGCCUGUACUUAGUUUCUUAGAAAGGCAGCAAAUUCCAUACGAGAAAGAAACAUUGGAAAACAUUCACAAACAAGUGAUAGGCAGUGCAUACGAAGUCAUAAGCCUCAAGGGCUACACAUCUUGGGCCAUAGGUUACUCUGCAGCCAAUCUUGCUCGAAGCAUACUCAGAGACCAGAGGAAGAUCCACCCGGUCACCGUACUCGCCACUGGCUUCUAUGGCAUUGGUGGUGGCCAAGUGUUCUUGAGCUUGCCUGCCCAGUUGGGAAGAGGUGGUGUUUUGGGUGUCACUAAUGUUCAUCUCUCACAUGAGGAGGAACAAAGGCUUAAUGACUCUGCUAAAGCCAUACUUGAAGUGCAAUCUCAGUUGGGAUUGUGAAGCAAUAAUUAAUAAUCACACACAUGUCAAUUCAAUAUAUAUAUAUAUAUAUAUAUCUAAUGUUCUAUAUGUAUACAUAUAUGUUUUUGGUUUUGUUUGUAUUACUAGAGUUUAUCCCCACUUCGACAU
Cannabis sativa is the source of this 1585-nucleotide messenger RNA. Its product is annotated as L-lactate dehydrogenase B. The transcript is spliced from 2 exons. The coding region runs from base 404 to 1456 and encodes 350 amino acids. Gene Ontology annotation, molecular function: L-lactate dehydrogenase (NAD+) activity. Gene Ontology annotation, biological process: carboxylic acid metabolic process. Gene Ontology annotation, cellular component: cytoplasm. The record is from RefSeq and is a predicted model, not a curated record. NCBI's taxonomy places the organism in Eukaryota, Viridiplantae, Streptophyta, Magnoliopsida, Rosales, Cannabaceae.